CUGCCGGUGACGAGAGAAAGACACGCUGAGAACAAGGGCCAUUUCACCAAGGGGUAAGUAAACUCUCGACUUUACUUUGACCUCCAACAUUCGAACCAUUUCACCCGUCUUUUGAUCAACGCAAGCCGCCGGCAUUGUUCGACCGCAGACCCCAUGCCCGUCACAACAAAGCGGACUGCCUACUUGUUCAUGCCUUGCCAGGCCCGAAGCCCCAUCCCAGCGAAUAAACGACCGCAGAGUGUUUGUUGUGCUCCGCUGUCUAUAACAAAUUUCUGUUAUAGCAACAACGAACAGCUGCAUCAUCUUUGACGACGAGAGGGUCCGUGACUCUUCUUUAUCCUCUGCCUUUGCUCACGCCAACCAGCCCGCCCAAACCGAUCCCACGGACGGACGAGCCACGACACGACAUCAACCGUUGGGUUCGGCAUUGCAGUCGACAUCCACCCAGUGUGCCCCGUCGUACCCUCCUUGCCUCCCUGUAUUCCAUUCCAUCCCCUGCCCUGCCAGCGGGUUGCCGAACCACAACACCCCAGGGGGCCUUCAACGAACACUUCAUCCAAACGCUGCUCAGCGGGGCCCAAAACCACCACGAGACGGGGCUCCCACGCGCCAGAGCCUGCGAUCCUCGGCGGUCAAACAAAGACACACACACACACACACCCAACCUCCCCUCCUUUCCCUCCACGCAAAUCUACCUACCUACCAGAAAUAACCGACCGACCGACCGACCAAAAGAGAAAAAUGGCGUCCCCCACCACGCCCCGAUUCUCCCACUCCCGCGAGAGCUCGGGCUUCGACUUCUCCCACUCGCCCUCGGAGAGGCGCCAGUCCCGCAGCUCGCUCGCGGGCCCGAACGACCCGGGCACCCCGCUGCGGAGCGGCUUCAACCCGGGCGGCGAGGGCGACAGCAUCAUGUUCAACACGAGCGGCAUGGGCCUCGGCGACGCGGACAACGGCGGCGGCAACGGGCUGGGCAACCUCGCCGACGAGCUGGCCGACGCCCUGUCGGACGGCGAGGACGAGGAGUACUACGACCAGAGCGGGGCCCCCGGCAUCAGCGUGGACACGGGCGACGAGGACGACAGCGGCAGGGACUACCAGAGCAGCGAUGCGCAGCGGCAGGACGGCAUACGGGACAGCGGGGUCGACGUCGGGAGCCCAGACGGCGGCAGCGGCGGCGGCGGCCGCAGGGCCAAGCACAUGAGCCUGACGCUGCCGCCGGCGGUGAACGGGCGCGGCCACCGCCGGAAGGCCAGCGACUACGACGGCAGCGAGUACGGCUCCGAGUCGGACCUCGAGUCGCCGGGCAUGUCGGCCACGCUGGUGGCGCGGAUGGACGCCGUCGAGUCGCUCGCGCGGCGGGGCACCGAGAACAACGGGGGCCACACGGACGGCGUGUUCAGGCGGGUGACGGACGGCCUGCGGGACCUGGCCCCGCAGUCGACCGUCGAGGCCAACACGACCCGGCUCAUCACGGCGCACUCGGCGCUCACGACACACCUCACCCACACGACCCGGCAGCUGCAGAACCUCGCCUUCCCGCUGCUCAACCCGCUCGCCGUGCCGCCCGACCCGGACACGAUCGACUCGCUCCUGCCGGAGCUGACCGCCCUGCAGGAGAUGAUGCCGCGCCCGCCCCAGGCCGCCCUCUCCAGCAUCAUGGGCCUGCGCGACCUGACCACCGACCUGGCGCAGACCCUGUCCUACCUCACCGACACGCUGCACAUGUCGCGGCAGACGUCGACCACGGCGGCGCGCAAGCUCCGGAGCGCCAAGGAGCUGGUCGCCGAGCUCAGGAGGGACGAGGAGCUGCGGGAGGAGGGCGAGGCCUGGCUGUCAAGGGGCAACUGGGGCGAGAGGCUGGAGAGGAGGGAGUGCGCCAGCGUGUGCGGCGACAUUGUGGGCGGGUUCGAGGAGGUGUGCGACGGCUGGAGGACGAGGCUCGCCCAGGCGGAGACGUCCCCUGCCUGAUAAUAGCCGCACAUACACAGAAACAGCCUCAGGGGGGCUUCCUUGCUCGUGAAAAGAAAAAGGCCGGGCUCGUUUAUCCCGUUGCGAAAGGCUACAACACGCACACACACACAACACACAACACACAACACAAUCUUGCUUGUACCGGGCCCUUAUUUAGACUGAACCCCCCCACCAGAGGGACGACCCGGACGUCACCGGGCGUCAGCCUUUCUACACUGUAAAUUUUCUUUUGUAUUCUGCAUAAUAGUGACGAUUGAUACCUUCGCGGGAGGGGAAGAGGUACAGGUGGCACGAGGCGUUCGGGAGAAAGACAAGACACUGACGGCGAGGGCACACCAGCCGUUCAUUGUUGGCUUUUGUUUUGUUGUUGUAUACAGAUAGACUGUAUGGAGACGAGGCGAACAGGAAAUCCACAGACUGACUGACUGACAGCCGUCGGGAUCAUAUUAACUACCAAUUCUGCAGACCCUGGCACCAGACAGAAGAGGAGAAACGUGAUGAAUCGUCACAUCACUUUGUGAAUCAAAAGAUGAAUUAAAAGGCCGCCCGCCCUUUUGAGGACCAGGACCAGAGUGAUAGCGAAACGAAAGACAGUCAAGCCAGCCAGUCAGUCAGUCAGCCCAUGCCCGCAGGUCAACGAGGACCUCAAGAGGUAUAUGAUCUCUCCACCAACAAAAGAAAUAUCCCAGAUAUCCAAAACCCAGGUUCAACCGGUCACUGUUGGUUACACACUUUGCAGCCUUCAUUAUUCUUCACAGUCUCAGCCCCAGCACCCGUGCG
Diaporthe batatas is the source of this 2754-nucleotide messenger RNA. RefSeq lists its product as uncharacterized. Bases 742 to 1971 code for a protein of 409 amino acids. The record is from RefSeq and is a predicted model, not a curated record. The transcript has a single exon. NCBI's taxonomy places the organism in Eukaryota, Fungi, Ascomycota, Sordariomycetes, Diaporthales, Diaporthaceae.